GGCAUGAAGACAGUCCUGCUGCUCCUUGUGGCCCUGGCCGUGGCCACGGCGCCAGCUCGGGCCCUGCGCUGCCACGUGUGUUCCAGCACCACCAACUGCAAGCAACCCCAGCCCUGCUCCAGCAGUGCCCGCUACUGUAGAACCAUGACCAGAGUGGAGCCGCUGUCGGGGAACCUGGUGACCAAGGACUGCGUGGAGUCCUGCACCCCCUCACACACCAUGCAGGGCCAGGUCAGCAGCGGCACCACGGCCACCUACUGCUGCCAGGGCGACCUGUGCAACGAGAGGCUGAACAGCGCCGCGCCCGGCCGCGCCUCGCACAGCAGCGCCCUCCUCGGCCCUGCGCUGGCCCUCGGCCUCCUCGCCCUGCUCUGGGCCCCCAACCUGUGA
Messenger RNA from Lepus europaeus (European hare), 390 nucleotides. Its product is annotated as lymphocyte antigen 6D-like. The coding region runs from base 4 to 390 and encodes 128 amino acids. The transcript is spliced from 3 exons. Gene Ontology annotation, biological process: lymphocyte differentiation. NCBI's taxonomy places the organism in Eukaryota, Metazoa, Chordata, Mammalia, Lagomorpha, Leporidae. The record is from RefSeq and is a predicted model, not a curated record. Gene Ontology annotation, cellular component: cell surface.